AGAUUCGUUGAGUGGGUGGAAGAAUUUUUCAUUGACGCACAGAGCGUGUUUAUCCCAGUGAUUUUCCCUGCACAGUGGCGAAGAAAAUACGUAAAAUCAUGAACGUAAUAGCGGCGAUAAAGCUGUACAUCAAUAAGAUGGCCAAUGAGUCUGGGCCGGGGAUGAAAAUCCUGCUGAUGGACAAGGAAACGACCAGCAUCGUGUCAAUGGCCUUUAGUCAGUCCGAUAUGCUGCAGAAGGAUGUCUUCCUGUUCGAGAGGAUCGACUGCCCGCGCUCCAAUGAGCGCAUGAAGCAUCUCAAGUGCAUUGUCUUCCUCAGGCCGAACAAGAACAACAUUUCUCUGCUCUCGCAUGAGUUGCGGAGCCCCAAAUACGGCUCCUACUACGUCUAUUUCAGCAACAUCAUUCCGCGCACGGACAUCAAACUCCUGGCCGAGAGCGACGAGAGCGAAUCUGUGCGGGAAGUGAAGGAGAUUUACGCUGAUUAUCUCUCCGUGAACGACAAUCUCUUCUCCCUCAGUCUGCCCACUUGCAUGCACGCGCUGAACUGGACGCCGGAAGCGCUGGCGCGCAGCGUCGAGGGCGUCACGGCGGUGCUGCUGUCGCUCAAGAUGAAGCCCGUGAUUCGCUUCCGCGCCGGCAGCAAUGUGGCUCAGGCGCUGGCGAAGCAGGUGAACGAGAAGAUCUCCAAGGAAUCCGCGCUGUUUGAGUUCCGCGUGCAGGAAUCCGGCGCGCCGCCGCCACUGCUGCUGAUCCUGGACCGUCGGGACGAUCCGGUGACGCCGCUGCUGAACCAGUGGACUUACCAGGCGAUGGUGCACGAGUUGCUGGGCAUCAACAACAACCGCGUGGAUCUCUCGGGCAUCAGCGGAGCGCCCAAGGACAUGAAGGAGGUCGUGAUGUCCGUGGAUCAGGAUGAAUUCUACGCGAAUAACAUGUACGCGAACUUCGGCGAGAUCGGCACGACCAUCAAGGGCCUCAUGGAUGAGUUCCAGAAGAAGGCGAAGGACCAGAAGAAGGUGGAGAGCAUUGCCGACAUGAAGAACUUCGUGGAGACUUAUCCGCAGUUCCGGAAGAUGUGCGGAACCGUGACGAAGCACGUCGUGGUGAUCGGCGAGCUGUCGAAUCAGGUGGCGAAGAAUCUGCUGCUGGAAGUGUCAGAGCUUGAGCAGGAGAUCGCCUGUCGCGCUGAUCACUCAGCGCAGCUGCAGCGGGUGAAGCGACUGAUUGGCGACGGGAAGGCGAGUCUGAAGGACGCGCUGCGGCUGAUCCUGCUGUACGCGCUGCGCUACGAGCGCCACGCCAACUGCGACAUCACUGGAUUGCUGCAGACGCUGAAGAGUCGCGGCGGCGCGGCGCACAUCGUGCCCAGGAUGCUGGAGUACGCCGGCCAGCACGCGCGCCAGGGCGAUCUGUUCAGCACGGUGAAGAUCACGGACGCCGUGAAGCUGACCAGGAGUCUGAUCAAGGGCCUGAAGGGCGUGGAGAAUGUCUUCACGCAGCACUCGUGCCUGCUCAAGGAGACGCUCGAGGAUGUGAUCCGCGGACGGCCGCUGGACCCUCUCUAUCCCUCCAUCGGCUCCGAGCUGCCCUUCCGCCGGCCGCCGCAGCACGUCGUGGUGUUCAUCGUGGGCGGCGCCACGUACGAGGAGGCGCAGGCCGUGUUCCAGCUCAACGCCGCCGGCCAGAGGAUCAUCCUCGGCGGCACAACCAUUCACAACUCCGACUCCUUCUGCCGCGAAGUCGCCGCCGCCACGGCCGGCGUCCCUUUCAAGCACACGCGCUCGCUUCAGCAGUUUCACGCCACGGACAACGCCUAAGAUCGCCGGGCGCCGGCGCAAUUCCACUUCAUCCACGCUGUUCAGCCUCAAUGUGAUAUGUGUUGUAGAGUAUCUUUUAUUAUUUAAUCCCUUCGAACAACAAAUACAAGAUUA
Molecule: messenger RNA, 1934 nt
Organism: Phlebotomus argentipes
Lineage: Eukaryota; Metazoa; Arthropoda; Insecta; Diptera; Psychodidae
Gene: Vps45
Product: vacuolar protein sorting-associated protein 45
Exons: 4
Coding region: 99-1820 (573 amino acids)
Biological process (GO): intracellular protein transport; vesicle-mediated transport
Cellular component (GO): Golgi membrane
Source: RefSeq, a predicted model, not a curated record